This is a messenger RNA of Periophthalmus magnuspinnatus, 2305 nucleotides long. RefSeq lists its product as uncharacterized. The coding region runs from base 488 to 1180 and encodes 230 amino acids. The transcript is spliced from 9 exons. Gene Ontology annotation, cellular component: endosome; Golgi apparatus. Gene Ontology annotation, molecular function: GTPase activity; GTP binding. NCBI's taxonomy places the organism in Eukaryota, Metazoa, Chordata, Actinopteri, Gobiiformes, Gobiidae. The record is from RefSeq and is a predicted model, not a curated record.
AGACCCUCAUAGAAAGCAAGGAGGAAGGACGCACGGCUGCUAGAGGUGUGCGCCUGUCCACGCACACUUCAUAAUCAUCUGCCCACGCGUGGAUGGAGGCGCAACCAAAAAAAAAAAAAAAAAAAUCCGAAAUGUUUCCGCCUGUGUCUGAGUGAAUGAUCGGCGGAGGAGUGACUGGAUGAACACACCAAACGCCGCGCACGGGCUCUUUCACCCUCUUGCUGCUGCUGUUGCUUGUUUGUUUUCAACUUUGCACAGUCUCUUCUUGAGGUUAAGGUGUGAUUCGCUCGUGUUUUCUGUGCCAAUCCGCGGCUUUUCCUCCUCGUUUCCACCGCGGCGCGAAGUAUGCGAGGAGACCGAGCUCUUCUGCUGGAGCUGGUAGUGUCCCCAGGCUGGGAUUGACUCACGAAAACACAUCAGCGCGCGUUCCUUUUUGGGGGAAAUACUGUUUUUGUUUUAUAUAUAUUUUUUGGGGAAUAGCACUGCGAUGUCUACGCGGAAGGCAUCGCUCACGGACAAGCAGCAAACCAAAAACGGCACGUCCAAAUAUGUCCUGGAGAGAUGCGCGUCUAUUAACGAGCAUUAUGAUAUUGCCUUCAAGGUGAUGCUGCUGGGAGACUCGGCGGUGGGCAAGACGUGCGUGCUUGUGCGCUUCAAAGAUGGCGCCUUCCUGGGGGGCAACUUCAUAGCCACCGUUGGAAUAGACUUUAGGAAUAAAGUGGUGGAUGUGGACAAUCUCAAAGUCAAACUGCAGAUCUGGGAUACAGCUGGUCAGGAGAGGUUCCGCAGUGUAACGCACGCCUACUACAGAGAUGCCCAAGCCUUACUCCUGCUUUAUGAUAUCACCAACAAGCCAUCGUUUGACAACAUCAGGGCUUGGCUGACUGAGAUACACGAUUAUGCCCAGAAGGAUGUGGUCAUCAUGUUGCUCGGCAACAAGUCGGACUUGGCGGCAGAGAGAGUGGUAAAGACAGAAGAGGGGGAGAAGCUGGCAAAGGAAUAUGGAGUACCAUUUAUGGAGACCAGUGCCAAGACUGGAGUCAACGUGGAGCUUGCGUUCCACGCCAUAGCGAGGGAGCUGAAGCACCGAGCCAUGCAGCAGCCCAACGAUCCCAAGUUCCACAUUCACGAUUAUAUCGAGUCCCAAAAGCAGAAGAGCGGCUGCUGUGUGUUGGUUUAACCCCCGUGCUGACACAAAAACAACAUGGACACACAGAUAUAUACAUUAGCGGAGGAAGGGAGUGCGACAAGCCAAUCCCAGCCCUGAAUCACACAGCGCACCUUCUCCUCAGAGGAAGUCCGGGCUGGGCUGUCAAACCCUAAUCUGAAAUGUGAAUUUAAUUUGACGUUUUGUUGUGAGCUGGGCUUGGCAUUAACUUUUUCCUCACUGUGUUUUUUAAAGUUCCCAUAGUACGCUUUAUGAACAUAUUUUGGAUGCCUUAGGACAAGUAUUUCACCUGUGUACCUUGAAGUAAUCUAUAUGUACAAAUAACAAAAUUAUUUCAGGCUUUUUGAAAACAGUUGAGAUAUUUUACAGGCAGUGGGAGUGAAGCAGUAGCAGUUUAAAUAAGACUAAAAGCCAUAGGUGCUAGCAGCUCUCAAAUAGUUUUUUUAGUAAGAGAUGUUUUGAGGCGAAGGAUAUUAUUGAGAGAUCAUCAGUCUGGUGAUGAUGAAUGAAGGAGCACUUUAGUUUUACUCAAUGCUUGAACAAACCAAAAUAAAAAGAAAGAAAAUCUAUUGCAAUGAUUAAUUUGACAUUCGCCGCAAUGGCAUUUAUUGACACCGCAGCGGUCGGACACAGCGGCUCGUUGAAAUGAAUGUUUUUUCGAGUUCAAAAGUAAAUUUGGCUGCUCAGUUCAUGUUAAUGUCAAGCCCUGGUUGUGAGAAAACUUUGUGGUCUUUUGUGGUGACAGAUGUGAUACGCUGCAUCUCGAUUCUUAAUGAUCUGAUUUCUCUGUUAAAUGCCCCACCCACCAAACAGAGAGGCCCGACUUUAGGUAGUGACAUCUCUCUUUUUUGGGCUGGUGUAACUUACAAACUGAGAUGCGCCUGAGCCUAAAGCUACAAAACAAAUGCUGAACCCCAUUUGCAGCUUAACAAUCAAUAUGGCUGCCUCAGUGGGUGGGGCUUUUUACUCUGCAGUGUGUUUUUCAUCCCAUGUUUACCAGGCUGUGAACUCAGUCCCUUUGGCCUUACAGUCCUCAUCUUAACCAUUCUUCAGUCAGAUUGUAGCUUGGAAACAGUCUCAUUAGUUCAUGUGUGUACUGUGGUUAGGUAGAAUAAAGCCAAUGUUUGGAGGGCACUC